This is a messenger RNA of Penicillium oxalicum, 576 nucleotides long. Its product is annotated as CUE domain-containing protein. Bases 1 to 576 code for a protein of 191 amino acids. Gene Ontology annotation, molecular function: ubiquitin binding. Lineage: Eukaryota; Fungi; Ascomycota; Eurotiomycetes; Eurotiales; Aspergillaceae. The record is from RefSeq and is a predicted model, not a curated record. The transcript has 2 exons.
AUGCAGGAGGACGAGCCGUCGUUGAACAUUCCGUCGCUCCUGACGCUAGCGGUGGUUUCAUUCUUCGUGCUACGAUGGUUCUUGAGCCGCGAUGACGGUUCUUCCAAUGGUGGCCGGCCCCGCGCGCGAGGAAAUGCCGUGGACCCAGCUCAGGUCGAGCAGAUUUCCCAGAUGUUUCCUCAGCUGAGCAUCCGAGAAAUCAUGUGGGAUCUGCAGCGCAAUGGUGGCAGUGCUGCGGCCACAACGGAGAGGAUUCUAACGGGGCGUGGACUCGAAACGCCGCCUCCAUCUUUUCAACCUCAGAUCACGCUUCCUACCGUCAGCACUCAACCCUCCCAGCCCUCACGUGCGCCGGCAACGUCAAAAGCAGAUGCGCAAGACUUGAUAUCCCGAUAUAACUUGAGGGGACAGAUCACGACCGAAGCGGUCACAGAUACUCCAACCACCUCUGCAAGCGCCAGUGGAUGGUCGCAGAAUAAAGAAGAACGGCAGCGCUUGCUUCAAAAGCGCCGCGACGACAUGAUUCUGGCGGCGCGGAGGAAGAUGGAACAGAAGCUUCAAUCGAACCCUCAAUAA